Hylaeus anthracinus is the source of this 1393-nucleotide messenger RNA. RefSeq lists its product as uncharacterized. The transcript is spliced from 5 exons. The coding region runs from base 372 to 1208 and encodes 278 amino acids. Lineage: Eukaryota; Metazoa; Arthropoda; Insecta; Hymenoptera; Colletidae. The record is from RefSeq and is a predicted model, not a curated record.
UUACGUGCAUCUGCACUUGCAUUCUUAUUUGUGUGAGUCAUUAUUUGCAUAGUUCUCAAUCAAAUAUAAACAUUUUACAUUCUAUUAAAUAUUUUUAAAAUAUUAUUUUCUAUUUCACACAUUGUACAUAUGAUACAACCUUUAGUAUGUUGAUAGAUAAUUAUAAUAAUUUAAGUAUGUAUAUAUUUAUAUACAUAGAUACAUAUCUACAUUCUUCAAAAUGGAAACUAAAUUACAUCUGUUGAUUAUUUGUUAAAUUUAUGAAUGAAAAUACUUGUACUUUAUAUGUACAUACAUAUUUCUUUUCUAUUAACAUAUAAAAUAUUCCAACAACUUGCAGAGUUGCCUACAUACUCUAUAUCAGACUAGAAAUGGAUGAUCAAGAAUUAAUUGCAUUACAAAAUUUAAAAGCAAAAUUACUUAAAGAAGCAAAUGAUUUAACAGAAGAAUUAAGAAAGCAAGAGACAGAUGAUGAGCAAUUUGUUGCUUUGAAGAUAAGACCAAGUUCUAAAAAAAGUACCUUGCAUGACUUGGGGACAAAUUUAUUAGAUCAGAAUAAACAACUAUUGUGUGAAAUUACCUCUAAGAUUAGUGGGAUAACGUUUGAAGAUAUAGAAAAAAAAUGGCUACGCAAAAACAUUUAUCAGUAUACAACUCAUUUAGUAACUACAACUGUUCAAUUUCUUCUCCAGUUGAUAGUAAAAUUAGAGAAAGAAAAAGAAUUUGAAAUUCAUGACAUUGUAUGUCAUCCUAUAAAUGUAAAUAAGUGUUAUAUGUUGGAGAUUCAGCCAUGGAUGGAAAACAUCAGUAGAAUGAACAAUUUUUCACUUCUUACAUCUGCAAUUUCACAAUAUAAUCAGGAAAUUAUAGUACGAAAAAAGAUACUAAGUGAUUUGCAAGUGAAGCGAUAUGUGAAUUGUAAAGAUUGUACGAAGAAAAAGGGUGGAAUUUCAGUCUCCAUACAUUCACCUAAGAAUGUGGAACAAAUUUAUUUGAACUUACAGUGGUCAUUGUUAUUUGUAGAACGUACUUUGCAAAUUCAACAUUUUUUUUUUAUAGUUCCUCUCGAAACAGGAGCCGCGUUUGCAAAGGAAAACAUGGAUUUAUUAAACAAUGUUCAUGAAGUAAGUCUUAAGAAAGAAGAUAUUACACGAUUUUGGAAAGAAUUGAUUGAUGCUAUCAAUGAGUAUGAAAAGAAAAGAAAGUAACUGAAGAUAUGAUGUUACUAUGAAGCGAUGAAUGGCAUAUGUUAUGUGAAUUAAAAAAAUGUAAAGUUGCCUCGAUGUUACCAGUAUUGUUAAAAUUCAAUUACGUAGAAAUGAUUCUCAAUAUGUAAUAACAUAGAUGGUACUCAUUGGGAUGUGAAAUAUUAAUAAAUUUUUACUUUUGUAUA